Messenger RNA from Condylura cristata (star-nosed mole), 2668 nucleotides. RefSeq names its product NUAK family, SNF1-like kinase, 2 (gene NUAK2). The coding region runs from base 4 to 1908 and encodes 634 amino acids. The transcript has 7 exons. Gene Ontology annotation, cellular component: cytoplasm. Lineage: Eukaryota; Metazoa; Chordata; Mammalia; Eulipotyphla; Talpidae. Gene Ontology annotation, molecular function: protein serine/threonine kinase activity; ATP binding; tau-protein kinase activity. The record is from RefSeq and is a predicted model, not a curated record. Gene Ontology annotation, biological process: microtubule cytoskeleton organization; protein phosphorylation; intracellular signal transduction.
GCCAUGGAGUCGUUGGCUUUCCCCCGGCGCGCUGGCCCGGCACCCUCGGCGGCCGCCGUCGCCCAGUCUGGGGAGCUCCCCCGGCCGCUGGCAGACGGGCUCAUCAAGUCGCCCAAGCCCCUGAUGAAGAAGCAGGCGGUGAAGCGGCACCACCACAAACACAACCUGCGGCAUCGCUACGAGUUCCUGGAGACCCUGGGCAAGGGCACUUACGGGAAAGUGAAGAAGGCGCGGGAGAAGUCGGGGCGCCUGGUGGCCAUCAAGUCAAUUCGGAAAGAUAAAAUCAAGGAUGAGCAAGAUAUGAUUAACAUUCGGAGGGAGAUUGAGAUCAUGUCUUCACUUAACCAUCCCCACAUCAUCGCCAUCCAUGAAGUGUUUGAGAACAGCAGCAAGAUGGUGAUCGUCAUGGAAUACGCCAGCCGGGGUGACCUGUACGAUUAUAUCAGCGAGCGGCCGCGGCUGAGUGAGCGUGAUGCCCGCCACUUCUUCCGGCAGAUCGUCUCGGCUGUGCACUACUGCCACCGGAACGGGGUGGUGCACCGUGAUCUUAAGCUGGAGAACAUCCUCUUGGAUGCCAAUGGAAAUAUCAAGAUCGCUGACUUUGGCCUCUCCAACCUCUACCAUCAAGACAAGUUCCUGCAGACAUUUUGCGGGAGUCCCCUCUAUGCGUCGCCCGAGAUCAUCAAUGGGAGGCCCUACACAGGCCCAGAGGUGGACAGCUGGUCCCUGGGCGUUCUCCUGUACAUCCUGGUCCACGGCACCAUGCCCUUCGACGGGCAGGACCAUAAGACGCUGGUGAAACAGAUCAGCAACGGGGCCUACCGGGAGCCACCUAAACCCUCUGACGCCUGUGGCCUGAUCCGGUGGCUGUUAAUGGUGAACCCCACCCGCCGGGCCACCUUGGAGGAUGUGGUCAGCCACUGGUGGGUCAACUGGGGCUACGCCACACGUGUGGGGGAGCAAGAGGCGCUGCAGGAGGGAGGCCCCUCGACCAGCGACUCCAGCCGGGCCUCCAUGGCCGACUGGCUCCGGCGGUCCUCCCGGCCCCUCCUGGAGAACGGAGCCAAGGUCUGCAGCUUCUUCAGGCAGCAUGCACCUGGAGGCGGCGGCCCGGGGCCAGGCCUGGAGCGCCAGCAUUCCCUCAAGAAGUCCCGCAAAGAAAACGACAUGGCCCAGAAUCUCCAGGUGGACAUGACUGACGACACCUCCCCGCGCCCAAGCAAGGGCAGCCUCAAACUGCCAAAGGGCAUUCUCAAGAAGAAAGCGCCAACCUCCUCGGAGAAGGCCAGGGAGGACCCUGAGCAAGGCUCAGACCCUGCCGGCCCUGGACUGGCCGCCCCUCUGCUCCCCAAGAAGGGCAUCCUCAAGAAGUCUCGGCAGCGGGAGUCUGGCUACUACUCGUCUCCUGAACCCAGUGAGUCUGGGGAGCUCUUGGAUGCAGGGGACGUGUUUGUGAAUGGGGACUCCGUGGAGCAGAAACCCCCCCCAGCUCCAGGGCUGCCCGUGCACCGCAAGGGCAUCCUGAAACACAAUGGCAAGUUCUCUCGCUCCACCCUGGAGCUCAGCGGGCCUGCAGUCUUUGGCUCCCUGGAUGAACUGGCCUCACCCAACUCGCCAGCCCGGGCCAGCCGCCCCUCUGUGGCUGUGAGUGAGGACAGCAUCCUGUCCUCCGAGUCCUUUGACCAGCUGGACUUGCCUGACCGGUUCCCCGACCCCCUGCUGCGGGGCUGUGUGUCUGUGGAUGACCUGAUGGGCCUUGAGGAGCCCCCCUCAGAGGGUCCUGGAAGCAGAGGCCUGAGACGCUGGCGACAGGACCCCCGAGGGGACAGCUGCUUUUCCCUAGCGGACUGCCAGGAAGUGACAGAGGCCUACCGACAAGUCCUGGGGGUCUGCUCAAAGCUCAGCUGAGGGUGGGGGAGGGGGCCCCCGCCCUGGGGCAGGCUCUGAGAAGCACCUGGCUGCACCCUGAGGGGAGAUGUCUUGCUCCCUCCUCCUAGGACAGCUUCCCAGCCCAAAGCUGGGCUGGUUUGCAGUUGAGCGCUGGGGAGAAUGUGGGAAGUAGCACGGGCAUUGCAUUGCGAGUUCUGUGUCAUUGGCGUCUUGGUUCCCCAUGGAGCCAAGAACAUAAAGGGGAGGAAUGGCCCCACUGAGGCCAGGUCAUGCUUGGCAGCUACUCUCCGGUGCCCUGCUGGCAGGGAUGAGUAAGAUGAGUAAGUCUGUGCGAGGUCGUUUCCUGCCAAAGAGGCUGGAAGCUCUUCACAUACAAUCCCACCCCCACCGACCACUACACUAGAAGGUGGCACCCCUUCUGUGCCCGGGCACCCUGAGAGUAGUCUCCUGGAGUGCCCCCUGCCUUAUGUACCCUAGCAGUAAGAGACCACGCCUCUGUUUCCUCAAAGGUUCUCCCCCCUUUCCCAUCCUCCAAACGGGGCGCAAGCCUCCUCGAGCUGCUGUUCUGAAUCUAGAAGACUUGAAAAGGCUCAGGCUGCUAUUGAGCGACAUCUCCAGGGGCCCAGACUUCCAGGGAUCCCACCUUGAACCUCAAAGACACUGAACUCUGACCUCUGAGCUGCUCCUGCUACUGAGAAUGGAUGUGUCUGUUUUUCUGGGCUUCCAGGACCCUGGAAUGUCCUUAUUUAUUUUUAUGUUUUCAACUGUGUUUUUUUUA